Clupea harengus (Atlantic herring) is the source of this 2367-nucleotide messenger RNA. It is a transcript of the gene adgrg11, whose product is annotated as adhesion G protein-coupled receptor G11. Gene Ontology annotation, biological process: cell surface receptor signaling pathway; adenylate cyclase-activating G protein-coupled receptor signaling pathway. The record is from RefSeq and is a predicted model, not a curated record. Gene Ontology annotation, molecular function: G protein-coupled receptor activity. NCBI's taxonomy places the organism in Eukaryota, Metazoa, Chordata, Actinopteri, Clupeiformes, Clupeidae. Gene Ontology annotation, cellular component: plasma membrane. Bases 33 to 1790 code for a protein of 585 amino acids. The transcript is spliced from 13 exons.
CCUUUCUGAUUUGCUAUAAACAUUUAGUUGACAUGGAUGGUAAUAAUUGGAUUAUAGUGUUGACGAUGGCGGUCAUGAUGUUGUGUGAUACUGGUCAUGGAAUAAGAGUGAAGGGAGAUUGCAAAAAUUCGACCAUAACUAUUUCUGAUGAAAGUUUCUCAGGGCUGAUUAAAUACCAUACCAGUUCAAACUGUUCAGUCAACACCACAAAAGAGGCAACACAACAGCAGAACUGUACUUUUGUCUUUGACACUACUGCAGUCAAUGAAAUAAUGAGGCAUGGUGGCAAAAAUUAUAGUUUCAAGGAUUUGGGGUUUUGGUUGAAAGAAAACUAUUUGAAGGUUAAGAAGAAAGCGUUUUUCAAGUUUCACGUCUAUGGAAUAGCUUCGACUGACUUGGACACAUCAGCCUUGUGUAAAAAUGCAGGCUAUAAAGAUGACUGUAACAAUGGUUCCUUUGAAUUCAGGAUUCUUCUCAAUUCAUCCUCUCCAAUAUGUGUUAAAUGUGGAAACCCUGUUGUUCAGCUAGAAAAGCUAAACAUAACUGGUAGUCUCAACCUAACAGUCAGCAACAGCGAAAGUGGCGUGGAUCCCACUGAAGCCUCGAAGGCCAUGCAGCAGAUGUCCUCGGUGGCGAAACUAAUGGGGAACCUAACCGCUGCCAGUAUUUCCUUCGGGGUGGUGAAGGGGGUCAUGGUGAAACCAAAAGAUGAAGACGACUUGAAAAAGUUAUCCUUUGUCAGCUCUGACAGUGAUUUAAAUCUGAUUGAAGAUGAGGACAUCAUUAAAAAAUACCCCCUGUCUGUGAGUGUCUCCGAAGAGGCUUAUAAGACAUCCUAUCGCCACGCCAAAGAGAACACAUUUGUUGGAGUUUUCCGUUUCCCAAAUAUGACAGUGACCCCUGACAUUCAGUCGGAGAAAAUCUCAGCUUCGGAUCUGGUGUCCCUGACUUACAUCACCUAUAUCGGCUGUGGGCUGUCACUGUUCUUCCUGGGAAUAGGACUGUUCCUGUUCUGUUGCAUAAGAAAGGGAAAGGUCAGCAAUUCCAAUCAUAUCCUCACCCACCUCUUCCUGGCACUGUUUCUGCUUAACAUUACCUUUGUGAGCAACGAGUGGAUUGCCAACCUGGAGAACGAUGUAGCAUGCAAGAUCAUAGCCGGCCUCAUGCACUACUCCAUGCUGAGUUCAUUCACCUGGUACGCUGUGGAGGCCUUCCACCUUAUUCUACAGCUGACUAAGUACGCUACAGUAUCCAUUCCCCACUACAAACUGAAACUCUGCUUCGUCGGAUGGAGUCCUGCUGCCCUUGUAGUAUUGGUCAUAUUCAUUUUGGGAAAAUAUGGUGAACUAAAAAUUUACACUGACAUUGGAACUGAAGUCAAGAUGUGCUGGAUCCUGGACUCCAGCAUUCAGUAUGUGGUGAACGUGGGCUACUACGCCAUUGUCUUCCUCUUCACCUUCACCGUCUUCAUCGUGAUGCUUCGCUGGCUUUGUUACCUCAAGAGUACAAAGGUCAAGGCAGGGAGCACCGGAUCGCGGGACAUUGUUACCAUCAUGGGUCUCUGUUGCAUCCUGGGCAUCAGCUGGAGUUUUGCGUUCUUUAGUCACGGGCGCCUUCGGGUGCCGUCUUACUACAUUUUCACGAUUCUUAAUUCUGCCCAAGGCUUUUUCCUCUUCCUCUACUACUAUAACACCAGCACAGUCAUCGGAGACACCAACAACUCCACUUCCUCUUCAACUAAGACAAGCCUUUCAAAUGUAGAGAGGGAAAAUCCUUACAAAAAGCAAUGAAAUAAGUGUCAUAUUUCUCAAACUAAUUUGUGGAACUAACCUUGGAGUGCUGCCAGUCACACAGACAAAUGCGUAAUUAUACAUUGAAAGCAACAGUAUGCAGCAAUCUGCCACUUUUUUAAGGUGUGUGUUUUAUAGGCUACAAGUUUUGGCAUUAUCUUCAGAUAACUGUAAUGGUAUAUGGUCAUGUAAAGGGAAGAUUCAAACACACCUGUCGUUCCCACUAGUCACCCAGGCUAUGCACUAACUGCAAUUCUGUGGUCUGGAAUGGACCACCUUGAGAUAACAUAACAAAAGCUUCCACAGCACGCCAUUGCCAAUAUCUUCCAAAGACAUUAGUUUGCACGCUAGCAAACUUUUAUCAGUGCCAUCUGCGCUGUUGGUGUUUGAAUGCCUUUUAAGUAGACAGCUUGCUAGUUUUAGACAAAACUCCUUAUUGCUACUUUAAAGCUACAGUCCACUAAUAGAUUCUAUUCUGUAAUGUCUUCGCUUACCUAAGAAUGGAAUUCAGUAGUGUGUCUCAACUUUGUUGUUUGUUGUGUAAACCGUGUACCUUAAGUGAGAAUAAAUUACAAAU